Molecule: messenger RNA, 1557 nt
Organism: Miscanthus lutarioriparius
Lineage: Eukaryota; Viridiplantae; Streptophyta; Magnoliopsida; Poales; Poaceae
Source: the annotation of a GenBank genome assembly
AUGGAGGACGACGCCAACUUCCAGCUUGACCCAUGGGAACUCCCACCCUACUUCCUCUUGAGAAAGAACAAGUGGAAGAGCCUGCGGACGCACUCUGGGUACUGGAAAGAGAGAGAAGAUGAGUUCAUCGCCAUCCGUUCUGGAGAUGAUUCCUCCUCCUCCUGUUCCCCCUCUUACCACGGGGUUAGGAGGACCCUCGAGUUUUACCUCAACGACGGCACCGGCGGAGAAGGCACCAAGACGGACUGGCUCAUCCACGACUACCAGCACCUUCGCAAGGACGAGGCCGGAGCAGCCUUGUUGCUCGAGGAGGAUGUGGUGCUUCGUAAGGUAUUCAUGAAAGACAAUGUUUGGAAGCACUUCACCAAGAUACGUACUAAUGAUCCUGAUGUGGUGUACGCGGCGUGCCACCACUGUGACAAAGUUCUCAGGGCUCAUCCCAAGAAACAGGGCACUUCUCGGCUUCCAAGGCACAGGAACAGUGCCAAAUGCCGCUCAAGCUGCAACAAUCCUUCGACCGAUGAGGACCGUGAAAUGCUGCACCGCCUCCGUACAGUGCUUGAUCCGUACAACCAACAGAAGAUAGAAGGGAAGCUCGAGUGUCAAGAGGUGAACGCCAACCUCACCCAGCUGAACCCAUGGGUUCUCGGCAACAACGCCUGCUACGUCACGACCUCAUUGAACUGGCAGACAAAUGAAGGGUGCUGGGAGGAGAUAGAUAAGGAGUUCACUGCGAUCCGGACGGAACAGCAACAAAUGCAGGGGUUCUGGAAGGAUAUAGAUAAUGUGUUCACUGCUAUCCAAAUCGAUUAUCAGAUGCAAAUGCAGGUGCCACAGUACAUGGGGCUGAGGAGGACCCUAGAGUUUCAUCUCAAUCAGAACGGCAACAUGCUUAAGACGGCCUGGAUCAUGCUCGAAUUCAAACAGGGGGACAUGGUAAUUCGCAAGGUAUUCCGCUAUGACAAAGAUGCGGUCACCGCUAUUUUCAGUGACUUGGACAGGAGACUGAAUGGUGACAAUGACACUAUAGGGUACUACAACGGUGAAGGCGUAAACAUGGACUCUACCCUAUCCAGUGAUUACAUGCACGGUAAGAGUGAUACCAGGGGCAAGAGAACUGCUGCUUCCAACGGCAAAUCAGAAGUUUGGAUGCACUUCACCAAGGUUUACAGCGCAGAUCGUGGCGUGGUUUAUGCAGUGUGCCACGUCUGUGAUAGGGGGUACAAUGGUCACUCUAAGAAUGGCACCUCUCACCUAUGGAGGCAUAAUAAGAGCUGCGCAAACAAGUGCUGCAGGACAGAAAAUGCAAAUGACGCCACUACUGAAUGGGAAGCAGAAAUCUGGCCACUGUUCCUAGUCUGGAAGAACUAUGGAGGUCGUGACUUGUGUUCAUUUCAAAUCAAGGACAUCUUCAGUUUAUUUUUAAGCAUCAGCCAUCAGGGACGUGCUGAAGCUAGGAGCACUGAAGAUGGGCCCGGCUGGUUGAUGAUAGGUGGAGUGGUGGGAUAUAAUAUCUUUGAAUGUCAGAGAGAAAUGGAGGUUGAUUUUAGAGAAUAG